Messenger RNA from Epithele typhae, 1578 nucleotides. RefSeq names its product CyP450 monooxygenase. Bases 1 to 1578 code for a protein of 525 amino acids. The transcript is spliced from 9 exons. NCBI's taxonomy places the organism in Eukaryota, Fungi, Basidiomycota, Agaricomycetes, Polyporales, Epitheliaceae. The record is from RefSeq and is a predicted model, not a curated record. Gene Ontology annotation, molecular function: iron ion binding; monooxygenase activity; oxidoreductase activity, acting on paired donors, with incorporation or reduction of molecular oxygen.
AUGGGCACACUCGUCGUAGCUGCCCUCGCUGUUCUUUCUGCUGCAAUUUUCCUGUUGGCGAAGCGCAGGGGGCGUUCCGCGACGCUGCCGCUUCCACCAGGACCCCGUCCUCUGCCUUUCAUAGGAAAUGCAUUGGACAUGCCCACCGGGGACAUUCCUGGCGGGCUACACGCCUUAUGUGAACAGUACGGAGACAUCGUCUACCUCAACGUGCUCGGCCAACACAUGGUCGUCCUGGGCACGCACGAAGCCGCGGUCGACCUCCUCGAAAAGCGCUCCGCCAACUACUCCGACCGCCCUUUGUCACCGAUGACCGAGAUCUCCGGCUUCUCGUGGGGACUCACCUCCCUCCCGUACGGGCCGUGGUGGCGGCGCUACCGGCGAGCGAUGCACCAGCACUUCAACCUGAACGCCGUUGAGAGGUACGCCGGGUGGCAGGAGGUCGAGGCGCACCGUCUCGUGCGGCGUCUCAUCGACUCCCCCGAGCACUUUGUGUCCCACAUCCGCCACUUCUUUGGAUCGAUGGUUCUGCGCGUCACGCACGGGCUUGAGGUGGACGAAGAAGAGGAAGACUUUCUCAAGGUGGCAGACGAGGCGCUCGAGGUCUUCGCGGUCGUGCUGGAGCCGGGAAGGUAUCUGGUGGAGGUGCUCCCGGCGCUCGCGUAUCUCCCGUCAUGGAUGCCCGGGGCGGGGUUCAAGCGUCAUGCCGCGUCGUGGAGGAGGAGUGCGCGGAGGUUGUUCGAAGUUCCGUGGAACGCAGCGAUGGACGCGAUAAACAGAGGUACCGCACUCCCAUCUAUGGCAGCGCACAUCAUGGAGCGCGCAAAGUCAUUGCCCGCCGAGGAAGCUGUUCAGGAAGAGGAGGUAGGAAAGUAUGCAACAGCGUCGGCCUAUGGUGGUGGCGCCGAUACCACCCUGUCUACUGUCCAGACUUUCUUCGUGGCCAUGCUUCUCUACCCGGAAAUCCAGAAGAAGGCGCAGGAAGAACUCAUGAGAGUGGUUGGCCCGAACCGCCUCCCUGAGAAGAAAGACCUCGCCGAUCUCCCGUACACCCAAGCGCUCGCCAAGGAGUGCCUCAGAUGGCGCACCGUCGCCCCGCUCGCCGUUCCGCACCGCUCGUUGGAGGACGACGAGUACAAGGGGUAUUUGAUCCCGAAGGGCACUACCAUACUCGCGAAUAUCUGGGCGUUCUCCCACGACGAGAGGUACUUUUCUGACCCCGAUGUCUUCAAGCCAGAGCGGCAUCUCAGAGACGGUCAUCUGGACCCAGACGUGAUGGAUCCUGCGACGAUCGUGUUUGGCUACGGACGACGCGUCUGUCCUGGGCAGCAUUUCGCGCAGACCUCCCUACUCAUCGCCAUUGCGACCGUGCUUCAUACACUAGACAUUACGCCCCCCGAUGGACCUGACGGAAUGCCAAUCUUACCAUCGGGGAAGAUGACCCGCGGACUCCUUUCGUACCCAGAGCCGUUCCAGUGCAAGUUCGCAUCGCGCUCCACCGAACGCGAAGCGCUUCUCCGGGCAGGCUGUGAGGGGUUUGAGAUGGGCUCCUUAAGCGCGAAUCUCUCUUCGUCGUGA